This is a messenger RNA of Balaenoptera acutorostrata (minke whale), 7525 nucleotides long. It is a transcript of the gene NFE2L1, whose product is annotated as NFE2 like bZIP transcription factor 1. The transcript has 6 exons. NCBI's taxonomy places the organism in Eukaryota, Metazoa, Chordata, Mammalia, Artiodactyla, Balaenopteridae. Gene Ontology annotation, biological process: regulation of transcription by RNA polymerase II. Gene Ontology annotation, molecular function: RNA polymerase II cis-regulatory region sequence-specific DNA binding; DNA-binding transcription factor activity, RNA polymerase II-specific. Gene Ontology annotation, cellular component: nucleus. The coding region runs from base 659 to 2962 and encodes 767 amino acids. The record is from RefSeq and is a predicted model, not a curated record.
GGGCGGGCUUCCGUAUGAGGUAGAAGGAGGGGGCGGGGAGGGAAGCGGAGGCUGGCGAGCUCUAGGCCGGCCGGCGGUGGCGGCGGCAAGGCCUGGCCUCGGGCUGAGCGCCUGCUGUGGCGGCAGCGGCGGACGCCGAGAUCAGCAGAGGGUUUCUCUGGAAACCCCCCUGGUAAGUGCGGAGGAGGCGGGACACUCUGACCCAAGACAAAAGGCCUGUAGCUCCAGCCAAAGGAAAUAAACCUUAGGAGAGAGAAGGAAAAAAAAAUAUCCAUCAGCUGUUCCCGAGAACAACCUGCAGUGAAAUUUACAGAGAGGACAACUAAUGUGAGUGAGGAAGUGACUGUAUGUGGACUGUGGAGACAGUAAGUCACGUGGGCCCUGAGGGCCUGGACUGGGUUAGGAAACAGUUGUACUUUCGGAGGUGAGGUGUCAAGAAGGGAAAAGUGAAUGUGGUCUGGAGUGUGGCCUUGGCUCCAAGGGGUGUGCUUUCCUCUGAGGCCGUCAGGAAGCUCAGCCCCUGUGUUCUGCCAGGGUGGGGUACAGGGUUUGGCACUGAGGAGGGUAACUUGCUGGCUGGAGCAGCAGAGCAGUGGCCUUGAUUUGUCUUUUGGAAGAUUUAAAAACCAAAAAGCAUAAACAUUCUGGUCCUUCAGCAAUGCUUUCUCUGAAGAAAUACUUAACGGAAGGACUCCUCCAGUUCACCAUUCUGCUGAGUUUGAUCGGGGUGCGGGUGGACGUGGAUACUUACCUGACCUCGCAGCUCCCCCCGCUCCGGGAGAUCAUCCUGGGGCCCAGUUCUGCCUAUACUCAGACCCAGUUCCACAACCUGAGGAAUACCUUGGAUGGCUACGGUAUCCACCCCAAGAGCAUAGACCUGGACAAUUACUUCACUGCCCGGCGGCUCCUCAGUCAGGUGAGGGCCCUGGACAGGUUCCAGGUGCCAACCACUGAGGUUAACGCCUGGCUGGUCCACCGGGAUCCGGAGGGGUCUGUCUCUGGCAGCCAGCCCAGCUCGGGCCUCGCCCUCGAGAGUUCCAGUGGUCUCCAGGAUGUGACAGGCCCAGACAACGGGGUGCGAGAAAGCGAAACGGAGCAGGGAUUCAGUGAAGAUUUGGAGGAUUUGGGGGCUGUAGCCCCUCCAGUCAGUGGAGACUUAACCAAAGAGGAUAUUGACCUGGGGGCUGGGCGUGAGAUUUUUGACUACAGUCAUCGCCAGAAGGAGCAGGAUGUGGAUAAGGAACUGCGAGAUGGAGCAGAGCAGGAGGACACCUGGCCAGGCGAGGGUGCAGAAGCUCUGGCACGAAACCUGCUAGUGGAUGGAGAGACUGGGGAGAGCUUCCCUGCACAGGUGCCUGGUGGGGAGGACCAGACAGCCCUGUCCCUGGAAGAGUGCCUUAGGCUGCUGGAGGCCACCUGCCCCUUUGGGGAGAAUGCUGAGUUUCCAGCAGACAUUUCCAGCAUAACAGAAGCAGUGCCUAGUGAGAGUGAGCCCCCAGGUCUUCAAAACAAUCUUUUGUCUCCUCUCCUGACGGGGACAGAGUCUCCAUUUGAUUUGGAACAGCAGUGGCAAGAUCUCAUGUCCAUCAUGGAAAUGCAGGCCAUGGAAGUGAACACAUCAACAAGUGAAAUCCUGUACGAUGCCCCUCCAGGAGACCCACUGAGCACCAACUACAGCCUUGCCCCCAACACUCCCAUCAAUCAGAAUGUCAGCCUGCAUCAGGCGUCCCUGGGGGGCUGCAGCCAGGACUUCUCACUCUUCAGCCCUGAGGUGGAGAGCCUGCCUGUGGCCGGCAGCUCCACGCUGCUCCCGCUGGUCCCCAGCAAUUCUACCAGCCUCAACUCCACCUUUGGUUCCACCAACCUGGCAGGGCUCUUCUUUCCACCCCAGCUGAAUGGCACAGCCAACGACACAGCAGGCCCUGAGCUGCCUGACCCACUCGGGGGUCUGUUAGAUGAAGCCAUGCUAGAUGAGAUCAGCCUGAUGGACCUGGCCAUUGAAGAAGGCUUUAACCCCGUGCAGGCCUCCCAGCUCGAAGAGGAAUUUGACUCUGACUCAGGCCUCUCCUUGGACUCCAGCCAUAGCCCUUCCUCCCUGAGCAGCUCUGAAGGUAGUUCUUCCUCCUCCUCGUCCUCCUCCUCCUCCUCUUCUUCCUCUUCUUCUUCCUCUGCUUCUUCCUCAGCCUCUUCCUCCUUUUCUGAGGAAGGUGCAGUUGGCUACAGUUCUGACUCUGAGACCUUGGAUCUGGAAGAGGCUGAGGGCGCUGUGGGCUACCAGCCCGAGUAUUCCAAGUUCUGCCGCAUGAGCUACCAGGACCCAGCUCAGCUCUCCUGCCUGCCCUAUUUGGAGCACGUGGGCCACAACCACACAUACAACAUGGCACCCAGUGCCCUCGACUCCGCUGACCUGCCACCACCCAGCACCCUCAAGAAGGGCAGCAAGGAGAAGCAGGCUGACUUCCUGGACAAACAGAUGAGCCGGGAUGAACAUCGAGCCCGAGCCAUGAAGAUCCCCUUCACCAACGACAAGAUCAUCAACCUGCCUGUGGAGGAGUUCAACGAGCUGCUGUCCAAGUACCAGCUGAGCGAGGCCCAGCUGAGCCUCAUCCGUGACAUCCGGCGCCGUGGCAAGAACAAGAUGGCGGCGCAGAACUGCCGCAAGCGCAAGCUGGACACCAUCCUGAACCUGGAGCGGGAUGUGGAGGACCUGCAGCGCGAUAAAGCCCGGCUGCUGCGGGAGAAGGUGGAGUUCCUCCGGUCCCUGCGGCAGAUGAAGCAGAAGGUCCAGAGCUUGUACCAGGAAGUGUUUGGGCGGCUGCGGGAUGAGAACGGGCGGCCCUACUCGCCCAGUCAGUAUGCGCUGCAGUAUGCCGGGGAUGGCAGCGUCCUCCUCAUUCCCCGCACCUUGGCUGACCAGCAGGCUCGGCGGCAGGAGAGGAAGCCGAAGGACCGGAGAAAGUGAGCCUGGGGAGGAAGGGGGUUGACGCUCACCGAGAUGGAAACUGGAGAAGGGCUGGGCCUGGACCUGGACCUACAGCGGGGACUUUAAUGCCUUCUUAUCCAAUAGAUCUCAGAUGGGAUGACUGCGGGUCAGUGGACAGGAAGAGGCAGGCGCAGGCGCUGUCUGGCUCAGCUUCCCCCACUGAGGGGGGUGGAAGUGGCCAGACUGUUUGGGUGGACAGGGUCCUCACCCCUACCCCUUUCCUUUGAGGGAAGGGUGGUGCUGGCAUUGCUGGAGGCCGAAAAAGGGAAAGUAAGGGACUUGAGAGAGGAGAGGAAAGUAGUAGAAAGUCUCAUUCCUGGAAGGAAGGAAGGAAAACAAAAAACCCAGAAAAAUCAAAGCGGGAAGAAAAUCAGAGGGCAGGUUAAGUUGGCUCUGGCCAGGAUUUCAGGCAGCAGGUUUUAGAGGGGACUAGAUCACUGGUGUGAGUAAACCCCACUUCAACCUAGGGGAGGGGUGGAACACGGAGUAGGUUCUGGGAGGGGCCUGUGAACUCUUCCUGCUCCUGCACUUUGGCAUCCCUGAAGGGGAGCUCUUGGAUGAUACCUCCUGUGAGGUUUCCAUCAUAGGGGAGCCCCUGGGACCCAACACUGGCUUGGAGGGUUAGGAUCAAAGGGUAGAGUCAACAGGCGGGGGUCGUGAGGCCUCAUGUUGCAGCAGCCCCAACACCAAGCAUGUCACUCACUGCCCUGCCAUACAUCUUCCUCUGUGCCCAGUCACCCCUGAGCUGAGGCUCCCACAUCUCCAUCAGAGCCUGCAUGCGAAUGCUGUUCUCUUCCCACCCGUGCGCCCCCACCACUCACCGGCUGCCUGGAGCUCUUCUGGAGCUGGGGUGCCGGCAGUGCCCACAGGGCUGGGCCUGCAGCCUCCUGGGAGCUGCUCUGAGGCAGGGGGAUGGUGUGGACAAGCCAGGCAGUAUUCAGCACAACACUGGGGAAUGACCCUUCCCUCAGGCCUCCCCUACCAACAACUGGGCUUUGUCACUGGAAAGACAAAAAACUACAAAACCCAGCAGCAACAACAAAAACUAGUCCUCUUAGAGUUUCUUGCGCUUUGAUUUUUUUUAGGGCUUGAGCCCUGUUUCACUUAUAGGGUCUAGAAUGCUUGUGUUGAGUAAAAAGGAGAUACCAAUAUUCAAAGCUGCUAAAUGUUCUCUUUGCCAUAAAGACUCCGUGUAACCGUGUGAACACUUGGGAUUUUUCUCCUCUGUCCCAAGGUCUCUGUCUGUCUUUUUUGGGUUUCUUUCUAGGAGAAUGAGAAGUGCAUGUAACGGGGGCUGAGGGUACCCCUCCCUCAGGCUCUUGGCCACAGGCAGCUUCUCCACACCCCCAGUUUAGCAAGGGCUCCUGGAGGACUGCCUGGGGGAGGCAGAGAGGGGAGCGCCAAGUGGCCGGGUGGUUCCAGGACCACAGUGUCUCUAACUGUUGCCACUGCUGUCCCCACCUUGGCCUGGGUCUGGAGCAUUGUCUGCCCCGGGCUAGCAGGAAUGAGUUGAAGGGGGGAAGCACUGAUUCUCCUCCCCGCUUAGGUGGGGAGGCAUUCUAACUGAGCAGUACAGAUAGAAGGCACGAACCUGGGAAGUGCUUUUAUAAAUUAUUUUCCUUGUAGAUUUUAUUUUUAAUUUAUCUCUGUGACCUGCCAGGGAGAGGAGAGAGAGAUGCUGUGAGCACAUGACAAAAUAAAAUAAAAUAAAAUGGAUGAUUUAUUCUCAAGUGCAAUUUUUCCCUAUUUUGAAUUUAAAUUGAGAGUAAAGGAAACAGGCCCCAUGAGGAGAGGACUGGCCAUUGUGUAGCUAAGGCAGAGCUCUUAGGGGAAAGUGGGUGGAGAGCAGCAGAGAUUGACAAUGAAGAAUUUAGAAAGACAAAAGUCUUAAAUACUGUAUUAAAGCUUCCAAACAGGUGUUAUGUGCCUUUUUGUAGGGUUUGCCAGCUGAAUCCUUUUAGAGGAAGGAUUCAGAAUCCUUUUUGGCCUUUCUCCUAGGGCUAGGCUAGGUGGGUGUUGUCACCUGGCCCAGCUCCUUACCUGUCUUCCUGUGGCAGACUGCAUUUUUAAUAUUGAUUGUGCUGUUAUUUCUCUGGUGGCCCCACCUACCAACGGGGUGCAGAGCUUUGGAGCGUAGUCACAGUGACGACGGUGAUGGCAGAAACCCAGGAGACCUACAGGACCGGCACAUGCCAAGCACUUCACUAUAACAGCAGGGCCACGGAACCAGAGAACAGAAAGCUAGACCCGAGGGUUUAAGGCAUUUGAAAGCUCUCCAGCUGAGGUGACCAGGAUCUGUUCUCCCUCAAAGUAAUACAAAAAGCCUGUGAAGAGUUGAAUGCUUUAAGGUACUGGAUGGUUGCUGGAACAGCCACAUGCGCAUCUAGGGGUAGGUACUUAACAAAUGUCCAAGUAAUGAAUGCCCACCUGACAGUGUCUGUGAGAUUACCAAAUGAAGUUUAGGACUGGAAGCUGUGAUCCUCCUCAUGAAACCUGUGAUCUUGAACUCCCCAUGUACCGCUGUGUGACCUGGCUUAGCCCAGUCCUUUAAUGAUGCUACUAGAGUUUAUCCUAUGGGGUGAAUAGAAUUCUGGGAGUAACACUGAGUUCUUUUUUGUUUCAAUUUACAAUGGCUUUUGCCCCCCCAUCUAGUUGGAAGGGGUUGGUCUUAUCAAACAAGAGCUCUUUCCUAAUUAGUAAUUAACUUAUGACUGUAAGCCAAAUAAAAUGAAGAUUCUUAAAAAAAAAAAAGGCUAAAAAUUAAGUCAGAAAAACUUAAUUUAUGCUGAUAAAGAAAUACAAGUUAUAUACAGAAAACUGACAUGUAAAAUUCAGAGUAAUGUUUUCGUAUACUUUCUAGAAAUGUGUAUAUAUGUAUUUUUGUUUAGUACACAAUUAGGCUAUAACUUUUGUUUUGCAACUUUUCAAACAGAUUUUAAAGAUUUUAAGAAAAAGUCCUCUCACCUCCCCCUUUGCUAGUGUUGCCUCUGGUCUGAGAAAGUGUGUUUUGGUCACCCCUUUCCCCCAUGUCCCCUUAUGGAGAGAUGUACAGUUGUGUCUGGGAGCUUGCUGAUUAGCUGGGGCUUUGGGCCAAGUUGGUCAGCACUGCUGUGGGGCUGACCUCUUUUUGCUGUUGGCAGGUGGAGUGGGUGUUCCAGCUUCAAGGCUUUUUCUGGCAGGAAGAAGAUAUGAGAACUCAAGUAAGGACUGUGAAGGCUGCUACACCUGAGACAGGAAGUGAGACGAGGUCCUAGAUUUCGCAGGGAGAUGAGCAGACCUCAGGACCAAACUUCUGAGACCGUGCUUGGGUAGGGGUCGAAGACUUGCUUUGUCUUGACUUUAGUCCUAGGCAUCAUUCAAACUGAUUUUCCCACACAUUUUAAAUCAUGUAAGGCGACGGAAGUAGAUCCAUUGUGGUUUUUUUCUUAAGGCUGCACCACAUGGCCUGUGGGAUCUUAGUUCCCUGACCAGGGAUCGAACCCGUGCCCCCUGCAGUGGAAGCGCAGAGUCCUAACCACUGGACCGCCAGGGAAGUCCCAGAUCCACUGUUUCAAUCUCUGCCCCACACACGAUCUCAUCAGUGAAGCCAGGGCUAUUUCAGAAUCAGUAAAAAUAGAAAAAAUAUAGAACUGAGGGAAAAUAGAUACCUAGAGACAUGCUCAGUGUCAUCAAGACCUGGCCUCCACGGCUGACUCCUUGCCCUUCCUAGGGAAAGCUGAACAGCAAUUAAAAACAGCCAGUGAAUGAGGAGGUACUUUCCAUGGAGUCCUGCCUUCCUCAGGCUGCCUUCAUCCCUGCUUUGACCACCCACAGCUACACCAGACCUUGCUGCUCUUCAGAUCUGUUUGGCACAUAGCUGGAAAACAAGUGCCUCGCAGAAAAAAGAACAUCCCCACCACCGUAGUUCUACCUCAUCCAGCAGGGACUGACCUAGGGCAACAGCUUCAGAAACUCAGACUAAAUAUGUAGUUUUAGGGCACUACCAGCAAGAGCCCAUUUCCUUGAUACUAUCCAUGUACAAAAAUGGGUACCAGGUUGGUGUCUGCCUCUCUGGAAGUCAUUUUCCCAACCAAGUGUAGCAAAAUCUCUAGCAAAAUCCAUGUGUUUGAUUAUUAUCAUGAGUGGUUAAGCCUUGUUUUCCUAUUCCUGAUCCAUCUGGGAAGUGAAAGGGAACCAUAGACCUUCAACUUGUCAUUUUGUCAGUGCACCAAGAACCUCUUUCACUUUUACUUCUCCCACAGAGGUCAGUCAUCCUCCUUCCGUCUAGUUCUGAACUUUAUAGAGAGUGAGUAUGUGGGGACUCUGGGGAUACGUGUGAAGCUUAACGCGUGAUUUGAGUUCUGGUCCUUUUUCUGUCUAGGAUUUCUUUGAAAGUUCAUGCCUGCCUGAAUUAGUUGAGAAUCAGAAUCUAGUGUACAAGUUGUCUCCGGUGGAGUGAGAAUAUGGGCCUUUGUGAAGAAGUGUGUUUUCAAAAUCAGUUGGAUAGAAAUCCUCGUCUUCCUUUUUGAGUGUGCAGAAAUAUCAAUAAAAGUCUUAAAGCUG